Messenger RNA from Alligator sinensis (Chinese alligator), 845 nucleotides. RefSeq lists its product as uncharacterized. Gene Ontology annotation, biological process: canonical NF-kappaB signal transduction. The record is from RefSeq and is a predicted model, not a curated record. The transcript has 4 exons. The coding region runs from base 51 to 845 and encodes 264 amino acids. NCBI's taxonomy places the organism in Eukaryota, Metazoa, Chordata, Crocodylia, Alligatoridae.
CAGAGCGACAUCAGAGAGACAGAGACACAGCAAGACCAGGCACUGAAGAAAUGGAAGAAGCUUUUUUCCAGCUUGGCCAAGAAUUGGCCAGGCUUCAGCAUUUAUGUGCAAAGCAGAGUGAGCUGCUACAGAAGCUGAUUCCAGGGACGGACCCACUCAUUGAUCUGCCCACUUCGAUGCCAAUCCAAUGCACCGAAGAUACGGUCGGAGAGGAAGUGGAAAGACCCAACUUCAGACAGCCAGGAGCAAAGCCCUCCUCUGCCAUUGUGGCCUGCCCAACAGCUCCUAGACUGCAUGACUCUGCUAUUCUCCAGAACCAGCCCCAAGACGCAGACAUGCUGUCUGCUUUGGCUGUGAAGUACCCACUGAGUGCAGAAAACGACAGUUUAUUAAGCAGUGGGAAUAAGAAGCUGGAUUUUGCAAGAGCCCUUCGCAGCCAGUCCUGUGACAUGCCAGAUAUGGGCAAGAAGGCAAAUUUUGAUGCACAGUUGAACGAUGAUAUGGCAUUUCCUGCCUUUAACGUUAGCAAGAGAGACUCCCUAGCUAGUUCUGCCCCUCAAGAGUUUGCUGUUCAAAAUCCAGCGUGUGUAGACUCUCUUUUCCACUCUUUGGAUCUUUAUGAAGAUCCCCAGGAGCUACCGACAGAAUAUGCUCCCAGGCAGAGCGCUCUGCCUACAGAGAUUAACGUUCCUGUAGAAAUACGAGGACCUGUAAAGACUUCCUGGACUCCGGGGUGGAUGCUGGAAGAUGAGAGCGGGCCUCCGAAUCCUGAGGCUACUCAGGACAUGCAGACCUAUGACUUUUGCCAAGCCCUUUUCCCAGCAGGAACAGCCCAGGCAGACUAG